AUGGAGGAUGAAGAGGUGCACCCGCUGGUGUGCGAGAUACCAGUGAAAACUUCUGGGGAUGGUGUCUCUGACAUCAUCUCCUUAGACGGCGCAGACGUCGAUAACGAUAUCUGUGUUUUCUUGAAUCACUCCUUCACAAACCUGCGACGUCGUCGUCCCGAUUUCCCGCAGCCAACGCGGGAUCAACUAGUGCAAUUAGCGACCCGAGCGGGCAGACGUUUCAUCGUGGCGUCUACGAUGAUGAAAUUCAUCGACGAUGGACACAAUGAUCCCCGAGGUCGGCUUCAGAUCAUGCUUGACCUGACCAGCCACCUGCUACCCGGCACAGAGGUAUACAAAUUAUACGACCGCAUCCUCUCAACAUGCGCUGACCCUAAUCGGGCAUACAUGCACUUGUCCAUUGUUGCCACCCUUGUAGACCCUCUUCCUGUGUCACAAAUAUCGAAACUUCUUGGCCCUGGUCAGGGCCACGAUGUCGAGACCACUCUGGUGCAGCUACGGUCCAUCAUGGAAAUCCCUACCGACAGCGGUCUCCCCGUAAAUAUCUAUCACUCGUCGGUUCGGGAUUAUGUUUCCAACCCUUCG
This is a messenger RNA of Suillus clintonianus, 585 nucleotides long. RefSeq lists its product as uncharacterized. The transcript has a single exon. The annotation marks the transcript as partial. The record is from RefSeq and is a predicted model, not a curated record. Lineage: Eukaryota; Fungi; Basidiomycota; Agaricomycetes; Boletales; Suillaceae.